Molecule: messenger RNA, 1778 nt
Organism: Aegilops tauschii subsp. strangulata
Lineage: Eukaryota; Viridiplantae; Streptophyta; Magnoliopsida; Poales; Poaceae
Source: RefSeq, a predicted model, not a curated record
CUCCGCACCGACGCCCCAGCGCGGCCCCUCGCCGCCGCCGCCGCCGCCCAGCGGGACGUCCGCCUCUACGGCACCGACGACCGCGACCCCUCCCGCGCCGCCCUCACGCUCAAGCGCCGCCCGCGCAUCGACGCCGGCGUCAGCCGCGUUGAGGAGGUCGUGGAGCCCCUCGACCCCGCCCUCGCCCUCACCUGCGUCGACAACCCCGCUCGUCUCGACGCGGUCGACUCCCCCAUCGUCCGGCUCGUCUCCGACGAGUACGGCGUCGGCGGGGACAAAGCGCCGUUCGUCUGCCUCGGCGGCUUCCGGAACACCCGCGGUGUGUAUGAGCUCGAGGAGGGCGAGGGGCAGGGGCUCGUGCUAGAGCUCGACGAGACACACUUCGAUUUCGGCACAAACUACGAGCUGGAGUGCGAGACCGCGGAGCCCGACCAGGCCAAGGAGGUCCUGGAGCGGCUGCUCACCGUGGCUGGGGUGCCAUAUGAGUACUCCCGGAGCAAUAAGUUCGCGUGCUUCAUGGCCGGGAAGCUGCUUCCGUGACUAGGUACCUGAAAGGCUGAACCUGAUCUUUGAUGAACUAGAAGGCCAAGAUACCAAGGACUCGAGUGGGCGACUCCAAGAAUGGUGACCACAUUGCUGCCCUAAGCGAUGAACAGGGCAGGGCGUGUGGUAUUGCAGUUAACUAUGUGUCAUCUGGUCAUCAUAGUGAUUGGUAGAUUAAAACCGUUAGCCACCUCUGAAUUCAUAUCGAAGUCAUGCGAGCUGGUCUUUUUCUGCUUGGAUCUCCAGGGGCCUGAUCAAUUGAACAAGUAUAUUGGGGAGAGCGAAUCAGAGGUAAGGAAAAUAUGAACCCGUGCAAGCACUAACUCACCAUACAUCCUAUUUUUUUGAGGUAAAUUUUUAUGUUUAGCUGAUUGCGUGUGUGGAUUUAUUCUUUCGGGAACACUUGGUAGUUACUUUGUACAAUUAUGAAUGCAUGGUACAUCUGUCAUGUGAUUUAUGAAUGUGCAACGCGUGGAAUUAAAUUGUUUGACCAUGCCUUCCUUGUUUAGGUAAAACUAAGUAGUUGUGGCCGCUUUGGAUGAGAGAACCCAAUUCUUGGUAAAUUGGACACCAUCAAUGAGUUCGUCGAGUUUGAUUGAACUCUCACACUUUGAACAUGCUCUAUUUAAAGCAAGGCCAUCCCUGUCAUAACAGGCUGUUCCCGCCGAUGCUGCUGUUCAUGCCGUCCCCCCAGUGCCUAGCAUCACCGGCAACAAGUUCAGCGCUGUCCGACAAGGUGUCCUGCAGGGACAACCUCCGUCGACCUGUCAUCGAACUUCAGUAUGCGUGCUUUGUUCUUUGAAACUGAAUUCAGACUUUGAGUACUACUUUUAUUUGAAAGAAAAUAUGUGCGUGAUUCCACAACUUAUGCCAAAAUGCAUAGCAUAGCUUGGUAUACACGAAUUGCAAUCUGAACGUUUUUCUCUGUGUCGUCGUCCUGCUUUCUGGUUCUAUGUUAUCUGUCAUCUUAUAUCUCGGCUUUCUGCUUUCUGGUGCCUAAACCGAACCGUCGAAUCUGUAAAUAUGUACCAGUACCAGUUUGAACCAGGGGAUGGUUGGUUGUUUAUGUGUGCUGUUAAUGAGUUCAUUCUGCUCUCUAACUCAUUGAAUUUUUGGAUGUCAAUCAACAAGCUUCCCCUCACUGACUGAUUGAUUGAUUGAUUUUUGGCCGGUGCUAGCUUGUGUGUCUUGUGUCGGGCGAGGGAGAGGGACGAUGUGCAUACGGGGUUGCUGCA